AUGGUUACUGUUAAAAAAUUUGAUGCUUCAAUCAUUGCAAAUUCACAUCGUAAAUCUGAUGCAGAGAAAUCGCUCUAUGUUGAUGCACAAGAAAAAGCAUCUGACGAGUCAUAUGUACAUGAAUUCAAAGAAUUCGCUGGUGUGACAAUAAUAAUACGAACAGUUCAUAAUCCAAGAGCUUUCGAAAAUUCAGAUAUACAAGGAAAAGCUGGUGCACAAGGUGUCCGACGAAAAUCUGAUCUUCCACAAUCUCAAUUAAAUAAGCAUGAAACAAUUAACCACGGAGACAAAAGUGGUCAUACAGCUGCUGAGGAAGUUGAACGUAAGCAAAUAUUUCUCGAAAAUGUAAAUCGAAUUCGUACCUUUAAACGACUUCAUCCAAAUGCAAUAUUCACAAUUGGUAUCAAUCAUUUGGCUGAUCGACGCAUCGAAGAACUUGUCUCACCUUCAAAACACUAUAUUAAACUCCAUUCUGGAAAUAUGGAAAAUUCUCUUGAAUCAUUCGAUGUACCUGAUUCAUUCGAUUGGCGUACAAAAGGCGUUAUCUCACCAGUAAAAGAUCAAGGUAUAGUUGGAGAUGCAGAAGCCUUCGCUGCUGUAGAAGUUAUUGAAAGCUUGCAUGCUAUUCAAACGGGAAAACUGAUAGAAGGAAGUGUUGCUCGUGUCGUCGACUGUUGUCCACAACCAGUUGAUCUAUUUCAAUGCAUCAUGAAACUAGGUGGCAUAUGUAGCGCUGGUGAUUAUCCGACACCUACUGGUCAAUGCAUACCAAAUCAAUGUACACCAUUUGCUCAUUUAAUUAUUUUUUCUGUCUUACUGGUUGUGGUUUCCGGUAGUUCGUCAAUCGAUUGGCUUAAGUUUAAACGUGAUUAUAAUAAACAUUAUAAAUCAGCUGCUGAGGAAGUUGAACGUAAGCAAAUAUUUCUCGAAAAUGUAAAUCGAAUUCGUACCUUUAAACGACUUUAUCCAAAUGCAACAUUCACAAUUGGUAUCAAUCAUUUGGCUGAUCGACGCAUCGAAGAACUUGUCUCAUCUUCAAAACACUAUAUUAAACUCCAUUCUGCAAAUAUGGAAAAUUCUCUUGAAUCAUUCGAUGUACCUGAUUCAUUCGAUUGGCGUACAAAAGGCGUCAUCUCACCAGUAAAAGAUCAAGGUGUAGUUGGAGAUGCAGAAGCCUUCGCUGCUGUAGAAGUUAUUGAAAGCUUGCAUGCUAUUCAAACGGGACAAGUGGUAGCAGGAAGUAUUGCUCGUGUCGUCGACUGUUGUCCACAACCAGUUGAUCCAUUUCAAUGCAUCAUGAAACUAGGUGGCAUAUGUAGCGCUGGUGAUUAUCCGACACCUACUGGUCAAUGCAUACCAAAUCAAUGUACACCAUUUGCUCAUUUUGAUAAAAUCAUGCGACUUAAAAAUCGAGAUGAAAAUACUAUGGUAGCAUGGAUUCAAAACUCUACAUUGUAUGUUGGUAUCGAUGCAAGCCGAGCUUCCUUUCAGCUUUAUCAAAGUGCUGCUGAGGAAGCUGAACGUAAGCAAAUAUUUCUCGAAAAUGUAAAUCGAAUUCGUACCUUUAAACGACUUCAUCCAAAUGCAACAUUCACAAUUGGUAUCAAUCAUUUGGCUGAUCGACGCAUCGAAGAACUUGUCUCAUCUUCAAAACACUAUAUUAAACUCGAUUCUGGAAAUAUGGGAAAUUCUCUUGAAUCAUCCGAUGUACCUGAUUCAUUCGAUUGGCGUACGAAAGGUGUCAUUUCGCCAGUGCAAAACCAAGGUGUUCUCGCAGACGUUGAAGCCAUCGUUACUGUAGAAGUUAUUGAAAGCUUGCAUGCUAUUCAAACAGGACAACUCGUAGAAGGUAGUGUUGCUCGUGUCGCUGACUGUUGUCCACAACCAGUUGAUCCUUUUCAAUGCAUCAAGAAACUGGGUGGCAUAUGUCGUGCUGCUGAUUAUCCGACACCUACUGGUCAAUGCAUACCAAAUCAAUGUACACCAUUUGCUCAUUUACAACUUGUUGGUUACGGUAAAACAGCUUCAGGAGACCUUUUCUGGAUAUGCAAAAACAGUUGGGGCGUUAAUUGGGGUGAAAAAGGUUAUAUACGUAUUCUACGUGGACAAAAUACUUGUGGAAUUGCCUCUUACGUCGUACAAGUUGCAUAA
Rotaria sp. Silwood1 is the source of this 2151-nucleotide messenger RNA. NCBI's taxonomy places the organism in Eukaryota, Metazoa, Rotifera, Eurotatoria, Philodinida, Philodinidae. The record is from the annotation of a GenBank genome assembly.